This is a messenger RNA of Nannospalax galili (Upper Galilee mountains blind mole rat), 5067 nucleotides long. RefSeq lists its product as uncharacterized. Gene Ontology annotation, molecular function: zinc ion binding; nucleic acid binding; aspartic-type endopeptidase activity. Lineage: Eukaryota; Metazoa; Chordata; Mammalia; Rodentia; Spalacidae. The record is from RefSeq and is a predicted model, not a curated record. Gene Ontology annotation, biological process: DNA integration; virion assembly; proteolysis.
AUGGGGCAAGGACUAACCACCCCUUUGAGUCUUACCCUAGACCACUGGAAAGAAGUUAAGAGCAGAGCCCACAAUCAAUCAGUAGAGAUAAAGAAAACUAAGUGGGCCACUCUCUGCUCCUCUGAAUGGAUCACCUUUAAUGUAGGUUGGCCGGGAGAAGGAACCUUUGAUAAAAAUAUUAUUUCCUCAGUGAAGAACAAGAUAUUCCAGCCGAGCGGUGGACACCCGGACCAAGUAGCCUACAUUGUGACCUGGGAAGAUUUGGCCAUCAACCCACCUCGGUGGGUGGCGCCCUUUGUGCGCCCAAAUCUAUCUGCCUCUGCUCCCCCAGAACCUCCCUCUUCCUCCACCCUAUACCCGGUACUCUUGAAACCAAAACCAAAACCCGUUUUGCCUCCUGACGACUCUUUCCCAAAGGACUUGGACUUGUUGCCCGACAAUCCCCCUCCAUACAACCCCGCCCCGUUGAAUCCGCAGGUCGCACCACCGGCUGGCGAGGUCAACCGACCGCUCCCCGCACCAUCCCCCGUGGUGGGGAGGCUCAGAGUGCGGAGAGAUCCAGCGCCCCCAGAGGAGACCUCCCGACUGUUUCCUCUCGGCUCAGCAAGCGGGCCUGGGAAUCAGCUGCAAUACUGGCCUUUUUCGGCCUCUGACCUUUAUAACUGGAAGCAACAUAACCCCCCAUUUUCCCAGGACCCCGUAGCCCUCACCAACCUUAUAGAAUCUAUUCUUCUCACCCAUCAGCCCACCUGGGACGAUUGCCAGCAGCUCUUACAGGCUCUCCUCACCACUGAGGAGAGACAGAGAGUGGUGCUGGAGGCACGAAAGAAUGUACCAGGAGAAGAUGGGAGACCUACUCAGCUACCUAAUGAGAUAGAUACUGCCUUUCCCUUAACCAGACCAGACUGGGACUUCAACACAGCAGAAGGUAGGGGACACCUACGCCUCUAUCGCCAGUUGCUUGUAGCAGGCCUUCGAGGGGCAGGGUGCCGCCCCACCAAUUUGGCUCAGGUAAGAGCAGUGACCCAGGGUCUGGAGGAACACCCCACUGCGUUUUUAGAGAGAUUAAAAGACGCUUACAGGAGGUACACCCCGUUCAACCCUGAUAGCCCCGACCAAGAAAUAAAUGUUUCCAUGUCCUUUAUUUGGCAGUCUGCCCCGGAUAUACGGGGCAAGCUGCAGAGGAUGGAAAAUCUGCAAGGACAGGGGCUACAGGACCUCCUUAAAGAAGCAGAGCAGAUUUUUAAUAAAAGAGAGACCCAGGAAGAAAGAGAUGAUAGGUUAAGAAAAGAGGCAGAGGAAAGGGAAAACGUACGAGAUAAGAAGAGAACUAAAGAACUUAGUAGAAUCUUGGCCACCGUAGUUAAUACUAGCCAAGAGAGGACAGGAGAGGGUAGGAAGGGAAGGCCCCGGCUGGAGAAGGACCAGUGUGCCUACUGCAAAGAGCACGGGCACUGGCUAAAAGACUGCCCCCGGAGAAAAAACAAGCGUCAGACUGACAAGCUCCUCACCCUAGACUACGGGAGUCGGGGCCAGGAACCCCCACCUGAGCCCAGGCUAACUCUACAAGUUGGGGGACGACCAGUUACAUUCAUGGUAGAUACAGGAGCGCAGCAUUCUGUAUUGACCCAGACCCAAGGACCCUUCAGCGAGAAAACGGCCUGGGUAGAAGGAGCGACGGGAGCAAAGAGAUAUCGAUGGACAACAAAAAGAGAGGUACACCUGGCUAAAGGAAAAGUGACCCAUGCCUUCUUGUACGUGCCAGAUUGUCCAUACCCGCUGCUCGGCAGAGACCUACUUCCCAAACUAAGGGCUCGAAUACAUUUCGAGGGGAAUAAAGUAAAGGUAACGGGGCCUGGGGAAACCCCUAUACCCGUCCUCACCCUCAGCCUAGAAGAUGAAUAUCAACUUUUUGAACAACCUCAGGAGGCCCCAAGAGAAAUAUCCCAUUGGCUCAAACAGUAUCCAGCCGCCUGGGCUAAAACAGGGGGGCCGGGGUUAGCUGAGAACCACCCUCCCUUAAUAGUAGAGCUCAAGUCUACGGCCACCCCAGUCUCUAUUAAACAAUACCCUAUGUUGGCGGAGGCCCACCAGGGUAUUAGGCCACACAUAAAGCGGUUAUUGGACCAAGGAAUCCUGACUCCAUGCCGGUCACCUUGGAAUACUCCCCUCUUACCUGUGAAGAAGCCAGGGACUGAGGACUACAGACCGGUCCAGGAUCUGAGAGAGGUUAACAAGAGAGUAGAAAAUAUACACCCCACUGUCCCCAACCCUUAUAAUCUGCUAAGCACCCUGCCGCCUUCUCACUCAUGGUAUACAGUUCUAGACCUUAAAGAUGCCUCCUUCUGCUUAAGAUUAAGCCCGAAAAGCCAGCCCUUCUUUGCCUUUGAAUGGAAGGACCCUGAGCUGGGUGUCUCUGGGCAAUUGACAUGGACCCGGUUGCCCCAGGGAUUUAAGAACAGUCUCACCCUAUUUGAUGAGGCCCUCCACCAUGACCUGGCUGACUUUAGGGCCAAGCACCCCGAGCUGGUUCUUCUACAGUAUGUGGAUGACAUCCUGCUGGCAGGCAGCACGGAAGAGGACUGUAAAGCAGGUACAGGGGCCCUGUUAGAAACGCUCGGACAAUUGGGGUACCGGGCCUCCGCUAAAAAGGCCCAAAUUUGCCAAAAAGAAGUUACAUACUUAGGGUAUAAAUUGUUUAAUGGACAAAGAUGGUUAACUGAUGCUCGGAAGCACACCAUCCUCGGCAUCCCAACCCCUAAAACCCAUAAACAAGUAAGGGAAUUUCUAGGGACAGCUGGAUUCUGCCGGCUAUGGAUUCCUGGCUUCGCGGAACUGGCAGCCCCCCUGUUCCUGUUGACAAAGCCGAGGGCUCCCUUCAUCUGGACAGAGGAUCAACAAACCGCAUUCGAUGAGAUCAAAAGAACCUUACUUUCCUCCCCGGCCUUGGGGCUGCCUGAAAUAACCAAACCUUUUGAACUCUUUGUAGAUGAAAAGCAAGGAUUUGCAAAAGGAGUGUUAGUCCAGAGGCUGGGACCCUGGAAACGGCCAGUAGCAUACCUAUCAAAGAAAUUAGACCCGGUAGCAGCGGGAUGGCCCACUUGUUUGAGAAUGAUAGCAGCCGUCGCAGUCUUGAUUAAGGAUGCCAACAAACUGACGCUGGGUCAGAGGGUGACCAUCUUGACCCCUCAUGCCGUUGAGUCCCUCCUCCGGCAGCCUCCAGACCGCUGGCUAUCGAACGCGAGGUUGACUCAUUAUCAAUCUCUGUUGCUGGAUGCUGAUCGCGUCCACUUUGGGCCAGCUGUCACCUUAAACCCGGCCACGCUGCUACCAGAACCAGAAGGCCCUCUGGAACAUGACUGCCAGCAGGUGCUGGCUGAGGUCCACAGAACUCGGCCUGAUUUGAGUGACCAGCCUCUCCAGGACGCGGAGCUCACCUGGUAUACAGAUGGAAGCAGCUUUCUUAUGGAUGGCCAGAGAUGAGCCGGAGCGGCAGUGACCACUGACACCCAGGUGAUAUGGGCAAGCGCAUUACCAGCAGGAACUUCGGCUCAGAGAGCGGAGCUCGUUGCACUGACUCAGGCCCUCACACUGGCAGAAGGUAAGAAACUGAAUGUAUACACAGAUAGCAGAUAUGCCUUUGCCACUGCGCAUAUUCAUGGAGAGAUAUACAGAAGGAGAGGGCUGUUAAUGUCAGAAGGAAAAGAGGUCAGAAAUAAAAAUGAAAUCUUAGCCUUGCUAAAGGCCCUGUUCCUCCCAAGGAAGCUGAGUAUAAUGCAUUGCCCGGGGCACCAGAAGGGUAACCACCCCGAAGCUCGGGGAAAUCGCCUAGCAGAUGAGACAGCUAGAGCUGCGGCCCUGAGAACUAUGAUUCUCACCACUCAAGUAUCACCAGAAAGAGACAAAAUGGACCCAGCCUACCCUUCUCGAGAUUAUGCCCCCGAAGAUCUUGAGAUACUCAAACAAUUGAAAGCCACUUAUGAUCCAGAAAUUGGCUGCUGGAUACAUGAGCAGAAAAUUGUUUUACCACAGCAUUCUGUAAAAGAACUGUUAGACCAACUCCAUAAGUGGACACACUUAGGAGUAAAGAAAAUGAAAACCUUGCUACAAAAAGAAGAAACCCUCUGUUAUCUUCCCAACAAAGAUCAAAUCCUACAACAGAUAGUCAGGAACUGUAAGGCCUGUGCCUUAGUCAAUCCAGGGAAGAAUAAGGUCGGACCCGGGGUCCGAGCCCGCGGGCACUGGCCCGGGGUACACUGGGAGAUAGACUUUACUGAAGUCCAACCAGGAAUGUAUGGGUACAAAUAUCUCCUAGUCUUUGUAGAUACCUUUUCAGGAUGGGUUGAAGCAUACCCCACCAAACAUGAGACUGCAAAGAUGGUGACUAAAAAGUUCCUAGAAGAAAUAUUCCCUCGUUAUGGGAUGCCGCAGGUACUGGGCUCUGAUAACAGGCCGGCCUUUGUCUCACAGGUAAGCCAGAUGGUGGCCAAGUUAUUGGGGAUACAUUGGAAAUUACAUUGUGCUUAUAGACCCCAGAGCUCAGGACAGGUAGAAAGAAUGAACAGAACGAUCAAGGAGGCUUUGUCUCGAUUAACGCUUGCAACUGGCUCUAGAGACUGGGUACAGCUCCUGCCACUGGCCUUAUAUCAGGCCCGGAAUACUCCGGGCCCCCAUGGAUUAACCCCCUUCGAAAUCCUCUAUGGCUCACCACCCCCUGCCAUAUCAUUCCUUGAUGCUGAUAUUUCUGAUUAUGCUAACUCCCCCUCCCUCCAGGCACACCUGCAGGCCCUGCAGUUGGUGCAGCAAGAGAUUUGGAAGCCCCUCGCUGCCACAUACCAAGACUCCACAGCCACACCAGUGAUUCCCCAUCCUUUUCAGAUUGGGGAUAGUGUUUGGGUUCACAGACACCAAACCAGGAACCUCGAACCUCACUGGAAAGGACCGUAUACAGUACUACUGACCACCCCUACGGCCCUAAAGGUGGACGGGAUUGCGGUGUGGGGAGCCGCCUGCCGUCCCUGCAGAUGCCAUUACAAGAUGGCGCUCACAUUCUCACCUCGGGCUUAA